Menidia menidia (Atlantic silverside) is the source of this 13653-nucleotide messenger RNA. The record is from the annotation of a GenBank genome assembly. Lineage: Eukaryota; Metazoa; Chordata; Actinopteri; Atheriniformes; Atherinopsidae.
AUGCAUAACGGCAGGCCGGCCAGUGAGAGCCGAGCGCUGUGGCGGAGGGUUCCGCCCACCGAGGUAUCUCCGAUCGCAGGGCAGACAGGCAGAGAGUGUAAAAUGGCGCACAGCUGUCGGUGGCGGUUCCCCGCUCGGCCCGGAGGGAGCAGCAACUCCGGUACCGGGAGGAGAGCGGGCCGAAUCCGGGUUACUGCCUCUUUGCGGAAUGUACCGGGAGCCCACCCGAACGCGGCCGGACUCGGACCCGGGUUUGACGCUGCACUACAGGUCUCCUCGGUUAUCGGGAGCAACCUGCAGAAAUUUCGGGAUGUUUUGGGGGAAUCGAGCGACUCGAGCAGCGCAGAGGAAGAGGCAUUUGGAGGAUUUGGCACAAUUACUGAACCAACGAGAAUACAAAGCCCUUCAGCAGCUUCUCCAGCAAGCCCACCAGUCCAGGAGAAGAAGCCCAGAGGUCGUCCCCCGCGGGCCCUUACUUCCCAGAAAGCUGCUUUUCCCUCACCCAUUUCCUCCCCGACACAAGCGAAACCUGAGGGUCCUGACAGGCCUGUGGAGAAGGUUAAACGGCUGCCUGGGAGACCGCCCAGCACUGGGGAGAAAAGGAGAGGGCGACCGCCUUCCUCUAAUAGCAAGAAAGUUUGGAGCACCGGCCACCAUGCGGCUGGGACAGACAGCAGGCAGACCGAGUUUGACCUGGGUCUGGAAACGGAGGAGGACAAGGACAGAAAAGGCAUCAAAAGGCUUCCGGCGGGCUCUGCUCAGUCUCAGGACUCGGAGGCAAAGCUCCCCAAAGGUGGGCGGGGUGAAUCCAAAGUUUCCAACUUGAAGAGGCUGACAGAGACUAAGAUUCCCCCAAUCAAGUCACGCCUCAAGACGUUGCCAGGUGUACCCCGACGUAGACGCGGGAGGCCGCCGUCAGCUGAACGUCUGAAGGCCGAAGCAGCAGCAGCAGCAGCUGCCGCCGCCGCGGCGGAGCUGUCUACCUCUAUGGAAGCCGGGGAGGGGAAACACAAAGCCUUCAGGGUACGAACUGGGGACAGAGACACAGACGCACACACGGCUCAGCAGCCAAUGCCGAGGAGCCCGGACGGUACGGAGGACAAAGACUCCUCCGACACACCUGCCUCCCCAUCUCCCUCCAAGUCAGGCAGGCCGGUAGGCCUCAGGAAAAGCCCUCGGCAUCGGAAGCCAGUCCGGAUCGUCCCGCCUUCCAAACGGACCGACGCCACCAUCGCCAAGCAGUUGCUGCAGCGCGCUAAGAAGGGAGCGCAGAAGCGGCUGGAGAAAGAAGCCAUCGGGGGCAACGGGGCCGCGGCCACUGAGGCGGGCAUCAGAAAAACCCAGCUGAAGAACAUCCGGCAGUUCAUCAUGCCCGUGGUCAGCACCGUGUCCCUGCGCAUCAUCAAAACUCCCAAACGCUUCAUCGAAGACGAGGGCAGUUUUGGAACCCCGCAGCCCCACGCCAAGGUGGCACGGUUAGAGACCCCCCCCUCGUCCGUCUCCACAUCUGCCCUGUCCACGUCUACCGCCUCCUCCUCCUCCCCCUCCACUGCACUUGUCUCGGUAACGUCAGCCGUCACUAGCAGCGGUACGAUCGCUCUUAUCGACUCCCUCCCUCCCCCGCCAUCUCCCGCCCCGGUCCCCUCUGUCCCGCCAACAACUGCCAGUCUUCUGAACAACAACGCCAACAGCGCAGCCAACGGGAGAUUCAGCAGUAGCGCUCCGUCUUGCGGCUCCAGUGCCGUGUCACAGCAUUCCUCUCAGCUCUCCUCUGCAGAGUCUUCCAGGUCCAGCAGCCCGAGUUUGGACGACUCCUCGUGUGACUCCCAGGCCUCUGAGGGCACGCAGGCACUGUCAGAGCCAGAGGAUCACUCUCCAUCCUCGCAGGGAGAGAGGGACCCCAACCUGUCACACAGCUCCCGGCCUCCCUCUCCUCCCUCUGAGCCCGAGCCAGAGCGCGUUUUGGCAGAACGGAGUCGAAGGGGCCGGAGAGCCCAGGGGGUCGGCCGGGGGAGUCAGAAGCAGCGGGUCAGAGAGCCUCUAACCACUGGAGCUAAAAAGCCGAUCAUCAGCCCCCCUACUGGAGUGCUGAUGUCCUCUUCCACUCUCGUAAAUUCCCAACAAGCUUCCUCCGCCGCCUCGUCUCCCUCCUCACCUCCACCUCCCCCUCUCCUCACUCCUCCACAGCCUUCCCAGUCAGGUUCCUCUAAUGCGGCCGUCAUCACUGAGCACCACCCGCAGUCAUCCUGGAUGCCGCACCCCAUCCCCCCCUUCAUGCCUGGGCCCUCAGUGCCGUCCAGCUUGUCGGAGAAACGAAGCCGCUCAAUUCUGAAAGAGCCCACAUUCCGCUGGACGUCCCUGUCGCACCCUAAGCAGCUGUACUUUUCCUCCGCCAAAUAUGCCAAGGAGGGCCUCAUCAGAAAGCCUAUAUUCGACAAUUUCCGCCCUCCCCCGCUCACCCCCGAAGACGUGGGGCUGUUGCCUCAAGGCGUCGCAGGAGCAGGAGGAGCCGCUCCCGUCGGGUUCCCAGCACAAGGCUCCGGGUCAGGGGCAGGGAAUCGUUUGUUCGCCCCCCUCCACGCCCACCCCCACCACCAGCACCCCUCCUCGUCUCGUUUCGACGCGCCCAUCCCGAAGCGCAGCCCGCUGCUUCGGGCUCCGCGCUUCACGCCCAGCGAAGCCCACUCCCGAAUAUUCGAGUCCGUCACCCUGCGGCCAUCCUCCGGCAGCCCAGGCUCCCUCUCCCCACGUCAGACCUCCUCCGGGUCCAGCAGAAGCCUGCGGCGCAGAAAACGGUUGGUCCCGGGAGCACAACGCGGUCACCCUCGCUCCCCGUCGCACUCCAUGACCAGACGCAGCAGCCAGAUGGGAGGCCGGAUAUCUGGGGGGAAAGGCGCCUCGGAGUUGUCUUUGAGGACGAGCUCUGUCAGCAGUAGUAACUCCGGGUCCAUGCCAGGGGUUUCUGUAAGUCCACAAGCCACUAGUGCCUUAACACCUGCUUCUUUCAGCCCCUUCCCCACCGCCCCUCGGGCUCUGGUCUCACAGGGAGCGUCCGAUAGCAGAAGGGGAGCGGCCGGAACCCCGUCUCCCAUGUCCACAUCCUCAGCUGCUUCUUCCCCGCUUUUCCCUCUCUGUCUUUCGAGUUCUCAGGACGCAGGGCGAGGUAAAGAGAAAAGCUCGUCGGCACCCCAAGAACUUGCCCCAAAGGACAAAGAAAGGGACUCUGAGAAAAAUCGGGAGAAAGAGAAGGAGAAUAAAAGGGAAGGGAGAAAAGAUUUGGAGAAAAGGAGUAAGGCAUCCACACCUGACGGCUCCCCCAACGCACCUUCCAGCCUGUUUACCGUGGAUGGGAGAGACUCAGAAGGUGCCCUUGCACCAAAAAAGACUCCAGGGAGAAAAAAAUCAACAUCAGCUGACACUGUUUCUGACCCAGCUUCUGCAGACGGGCGCGGGCUCCAUCCUAUUUCCAUCGCAAAAGGUCGCCUGAGUAAGAAAGGCAGACCCUCCGAGAAAAGCGCCGAGAUGGAGGAUGGUGAGAAGGAGAAAGAGAAACGAAGUAUUCCCAACCAGCAAACGGCAAACCUGCCCGCGCAGGCGGGGAGACAAGCGCUUUCUGAUUCGGUGGUGGUGAAACAAGCAGAGCAGCAGACUGACAGGCGUCUCGUGGGACUACUGAAGAAGGCCAAAGACCAGCUCAUCGCAAUAGAGAAAAAUAAGCUGAAGCCUGCAGAUCAGACUAAGGUCCAGGGUCAGGAGAGUGACUCGUCGGAGGCCUCAGUCCACGGUCCACGCAUCAAGCACGUGUGCCGACGUGCAGCUGUGGCUCUUGGCCGUAAGCGGGCAGUGUUCCCCGACGACAUGCCCACACUUAGUGCCUUGCCCUGGGAGGAAAGAGAAAAGAUCCUAUCUUCCAUGGGGAACGAUGAUAAGUCAUCAGUAGCAGGCUCAGAAGAGGCAGAGCCCCAGUCUCCUCCCAUAAAGCCACGAGAGACGCGGCAGAAGGCUGUUCAAGAAGCUCCCCCCAAAAAGGGACGGCGGUCCCGUCGCUGUGGCCAGUGCUCGGGCUGCCAGGUUCCAGAGGACUGUGGCGUCUGCACCAACUGUCUUGACAAACCCAAGUUUGGAGGACGAAAUAUUAAAAAGCAAUGCUGCAAGAUGAGAAAGUGCCAGAACUUGCAGUGGAUGCCCUCAAAGAUUCUUCAAAAGCAAGGCAAAGCCAAGAAGGACAAGAAAAAGAGCAAGUCAGACAAGGAGAAAAAGGAGUGUCUCAAUCCGGUGAAAGGACCCAAUGCGGAGGCCACUCCCGCGCCACCAAAGGAGGAUCCUCCUCGUAAAAAAAGUGAGACCCCCCCUCUAAAGCUGGGCGAGGAGAGGUCAAAACAGCAGCAGCCGCCGUCGAAACAAUCGUCUCCAGCUCUCACCUCGUCCCCCGUCCCAGCGGAGGCCGCUCAGGGCCCCAGCACGGGGGCCCAGGCUCAGCAACCCGCCCAGACGCCGGAGCCCAAACAGCUCCCGGCCCCGGGCAGCGCCACCACUAAAAAAGGGCAGAAACCUCAGCAGCCUAUACAAGCUCCCGUCUCCACGUCAUCCUCUUCCACUUCAUCGUCUUCAUCCUCCUCUUCCUCCUCGUCCUCCUCUUCCUCUGCGUCGUCCUCGGCCCAGAACUCGCCCUCUCAGUCCACGCAGUGUCAACAGCCUGCACCACAGCAGCAGCAGCGGCCACUCACCAGUCAGGCGCCUUUGAAAAGAGACGCCUCGCCUAAGAUUUCCCUGAGCGAACCCAAGAAGAAACCCCAACAGCACUUAACGCCACAGCAGAGCCCAACUCCAACAGCUGACUCAAAACAGACGAAGAAGCCAACUUCUCGCACUGUUCCCCUCUCACCGAAGCCGAAACCAAAAGAUAAGCCGCUGACCACGAAACCACCCAGCAGCAGUACUUUAAACUUGCAGAGCACUCCCUCGACUAGGGACCAGGUGAAGCCCAGAGCGCCCUGCGACGGAGUGCAUCGAAUCAGAGUGGAUUUCAAGAGGGACCAUGACGUGGAGAAGGUGUGGGAGGCUGGUGGCCUCAGCCUGCUCACCUCUGUGCCUGUCACACCCAGGGUGCUCUGCUUCUUAUGUGCAAGCAGUGGAAAUGUUGAGGUAUGCUGUGAACCAUUUCAUCUCUUUUGCCUGGGCGAGUCGGAGCGCCCUCUCCAGGAGCAGUUCGAAAACUGGUGUUGUCGCCGAUGCCGAUUCUGCCAGGCCUGCGGGCGCCAGCACCAGAAAGCUAAACAACAGCUGCUAGAAUGUGUUAAGUGCCGCAACAGCUAUCACCCGGAGUGCCUGGGUCCCAACUACCCUACCAGACCUACCAAGAAGAAGAGAGUCUGGAUUUGCACCAAGUGUGUGCGCUGCAAGAGUUGUGGAGCCACUAAACCUGGGAAGUCCUGGGAUGCCCAGUGGUCACAUGACUUCUCCAUGUGUCAUGACUGUGCCAAACUCUUUGCUAAAGGGAACUUCUGCCCGCUGUGUGAUAAGUGUCAUGAUGAUGAAGAAAAUGACAGCAAGAUGAUGGAGUGUGGCCGUUGUAACCACUGGGUUCACGCCAAGUGUGAGAAUCUUACAGAGGAAAUGUACGAAUUGCUGUCAAAGCUGCCGGAGAACGUCACCUACACAUGUACCAAAUGUACCGAGCGCCAUCCUGCCGAGUGGAGGACGGCGCUGGAGAGGGAGCUCCAGGGCUGCAUUCGCAAUAUUCUCAACGCACUGCUCAACUCGCGCACAUCCACACACCUGUUACGCUACAGACAGGCUGUGAAGCCACCAGAGCUGAAUCCAGAGACAGAGGAGAGUCUUCCAUCCCGCCGUUCACCAGAGGGCCCGGAUCCUCCAGUCCUCACCGAGGUGGCCCCCACAGCUCCCAGUGACUCCCCUUCAGACCUGGAAUCAGUCGAGAAAAAGAUGAAUCAGGGCUGUUACAAUUCAUUGCUGGAGUUCAGUGAUGACAUUGUGCGGAUCAUCCAGACGGCCCUCAGCGGUGACGGAGGCCAGCCUGAGAGCAGGAAAGCCAACAGUAUGGUGAAGUCUUUCUUCAUUCGGCAAAUGGACCGAAACUUCCCAUGGUUCAAAGUGAAAGAGUCCAGGUUCUGGGAAAGGCAAAAAGUCUCUGCCAACAGUGGGCUUCUCCCCAACGCAGUGCUGCCUCCAUCCCUAGACCACAACUAUGCACAGUGGCAGGAGAGACAGGAGCUUUCCCGCGCUGAGCACCCCCACUUAAUGAAAAAGAUUAUCCCAGCUCCCCAGGCCAAGAACCUCGGUGAACCGGAUUCACCAGCCUCCCCUCACCCUCUUCUACCUUCUCUACCUCCUCCACCCCCACUCCUACCAGAUCAUGAAGACGGCCCAGAGCUCCCUCCUCCGCCAGGUGUCACUGAUAACAGGCAAUGUGCCCUGUGUCUAAAGUAUGGAGAUGAGAACACUAACGAGUGUGGCAGGCUGUUGUACAUCGGGCAGAAUGAGUGGACACACGUGAACUGCGCGCUCUGGUCCGCUGAGGUGUUCGAGGAUGACGACAGCUCUCUGAAAAAUGUUCACAUGGCCGUGCUCAGGGGAAGACAGAUGCGCUGUGAGAAGUGUCAGAGGAAAGGAGCCUCGGUCAGCUGCUGCUUCACCUCCUGCAGCAAUAACUACCACUUCAUGUGUGCCCGUCAGUGCCACUGCGUCUUCUUGGAAGACAAGAAGGUUUACUGUCCAAAGCACAGGGACCUCAUCAGAGGAGAAGUAGUGUCUGGGUUUGAGGUGUCCCGUAGGAUCCUGGUGGACCUGGAGGGCAUUAGUCUCAGGAGGAAAUGGCUGGCAGGGUUAGAGCCUGAAAAUGUCCACAUGAUGAUUGGUUCCAUGACGGUUGAUUGUUUGGGAAUACUGACUGAACUCUCAGACUCCAAACGCAAGCUGUUCCCUGUAGGAUACCAGUGUUCAAGGGUGUACUGGAGCACUCUAGAUGCUCGAAAGCGCUGUGUCUAUACCUGCAGGAUAUUAGUUUGUCACCCCGCAGUGGCAGACUGUCACCAGAAAACCACGAUGGCUCCUGAGGAUAAUCGUACAAUUGCACACAGUCCACCUCCCAUAACAGAUUUUCCUGAUCCAUUUGAGUCACCAAGGCGUUCUGACACUCGUUCCCCUACCAACACCCCAAAGCUCAGGGUUUACACCAGAAACCGACACCCAAGCUAUCCGCCUUGUCAGCGCCCGAUAGGCCCCAGGCCUGUGCCAUCCUCAGGGGGUACUUCGCAGCACCAAAGCCAUGAGAUUGUGAGUGUUGGAGACUCCCUGGUAAACCCUAGCAUGCGGACUGUGGACUCAAGGCGUCACAGCUCCCCUUCUCUCUCUCCUCCCCCCUACCAGCUGAACAGACAGAGAGGUGUGACGUCCGCACCUCAGAUUUUCUCACGACCCCUAACCUCACCCCCACCCCUCAUCCCCUCUCCUGCAAGAGACCCAGAAAAGUCCAAACACCACAGCAAAGACUCAAAAAGUCCAGUCCGCAGGGAGGAUGAAAGAAGCCGAUCGUCAUCUACCGACAAAAACAAACAGCAGCCAAUCAGAGACCAAGGCCCGAGAGAUGCGGACAAGGGGAGGUCUUCAAGUCGAGACCAUGGUUCCAGGGACUCUGAUAGGAGUAGAUCAUCCAGAGAUGUUUGCCAGAAAGAGUCAGACAAGGGAGAAAUAUCAUCCAAAGAGCCAGAAAAGAAGAAACAUUCAAGUAAAGACUCAGGUUUGAGGGACUUGGAGAGGGGGCGACCUCUCAGUAGAGAACCCUCAAGAGAUUCAGAAAAAGGAAAACAAGCUAGCAGAGACUCUGACAAAGGAAGACAAACCAACAGAGAGUCAAGCUCAAGAGAAACGGAUAAGAGUAAAUCAUCUUCUAGAGAUCCCAGCUAUAAGGACAUGGACAAAGGAAGGCAAUUCAGCAGAGAUUCUGAAAAACACAAGCACCAUGGCAGAGACACAGGGAGAGACUCAGGCCCAGGUAAAGACAGACCUUCCAGCAGAGACUCUGACAGAGGCAAGCCCUCCUCUAGAGACUCCAGUCACAGAAGCACGGAGCGAAGCAAAGACUCUCGCUCAGGCAAGGAUAGCGUUGCUAGUAAUGCUCAGUCCAAACAGGCUGGAGGUGAAAGUAAGAACUCCAGACUGGCACCUGCAGGCUCGGGCCACUCAUCCCCUCCACUGGGUACUGCCGUUCUCUCAGGUCAGCAGAGAAGUGGCAGCACCAAGUUGGCCGACAAGCAAGGGAAACAUGGAGGGAAAGACCAGGACGUUUCUGCGGGCCUCAGUUUGUUGCCUCACCACCGGUCUGCCCCCACUUCCAACACAAUCCCAUGCAAGGACAAGUCCAGCUCAGGGAAGGAAAGUAGCAGUAAUACAGGAAACACAGUGCCCUCUUCACUCCAUAAGGACGGUGUUGUUGGAAAGUCUGGCUCGCCACAGAAGUCCAGUGCGUGGAAAUCAAACGAUUACACAUCUGGUUCAGUCCCGGCAGCAGCUGCAAAGCCUCUGUGGCCGUCGAGGACGUCGGCAGAUGACGACGCUGUCAAACGGGCACCCCUGCAUCUGGCGUCCCCAGCUGCAGCCUCAGCUGCCAAAGAUAAACACUCCAAAGUUAAGACCGCAGGCAGCAGAGAGGCGUCCAAAGACCGAGAUAGGGAGAAGACCCUUCAAAACAGCAACAACAAGAUACCACUUCUUAACAAUAACACAAAAGCCACAGGCAGCUCUAACACGCACGCUCCAAACUCCGGCUCGUACAACAACAGCAAUAGCAAAAAUCCAAUGCUGGGAAACAGCUCCAAGGCUCACGGGAAGGCUCUGGGAGAGAAGCUGGAGAACACGGGAGGGGAAAGGUCGUCCUCAAAGAUCAGGGACAAUUACUCCUGUCCAGAAAGGAAGAACAGCUCUAGCUCUAGUCUGGACAGUCUACUACAGCAGACCAGCUCAGCUUUGGAAAAAGAUGGAAAGACCUCUACGCAAUCUCUGUCUAAACAGACAACCAAUCAGCUUCCAUUUUCCUCCAGAGAGAAAAAGAGAUCCGUUAAGCCUUCUGCUCCAGCUCCGCUGAAGACUGAUAUCUCGACCGAUCCUAACGGCACCGGUACUAUUGGUGGCUUGUCUUUGUCCUCCUGUCCCACAAGCACGGCCUCCACCGUCUCUCCUGCUGGACAGGGGACCCACCGGUCUGCACGCCCCGCUCUGUUCUCCUCGCCGUCUCCCAGCAGCAGCGAUAGCUCCGAGUCCGACACCCAGACGCAGACGGAGGAGGACGAACUGCACAAAGAGCUGUCGCGCAGCGACCUCCGAGACCCCCGCGGCCUCCUGGCGCAGUGCACCGAGGACGAGGGGGACGGCCCGGAGGACGAGCACGACCGAGGAAUGGAGGACAAGCACCACGAGGACGACAGCGACGGGUCGGGGUCGGCCAAGCGGCGCUACCCUCGACGCAGCGCCCGUGCGCGUUCCAACAUGUUCUUCGGCCUCACCCCGUUUUAUGGGGUUCGCUCGUACGGCGAAGAGGACCUUCCCUUCUACAGCAGCGGCGACGGAGGGGCGGCCGUGGUCAAGAGGCGGAGCGGCGGCCGCAAGAAGUCAGCCGAGGGGCAGGUGGACGGAGCAGAUGACAUGAGCACAUCGUCUUCAUCGGGGGACAGCGGAGAGGAUGAAGACAGAGGAGGGAAACACAGGAGCAAAGACCCGUAUUACUACAACUUCACCCGAACAGUAAUUAACCCUGGUGAGGGGCUCCCGUCCAUCGAAGGCUUAGACCAGUGUCUGGGACGGGGAUCUCAGCUCCAGCGUUUUCUGAAAGACGAGGAGCAGCAGCAGCAAAGGGCUCAAGAAAAAGCCGAGGAGGACAUGCUUAGUGCUUUAACCCUUGGUAAGCCGCGGAUCGGCCAGCUUGAUGGCGUCGAUGAUGGCUCAGAGAGCGAUACCAGCAUCUGCACCACCAGCACCACAACCACUACAGCCACCGCCUCUUCCACCCCACACAAGAGCGCCCCUAAGAGGAGGGGCAGAGACAGGCACACCGAGAAGCCCGAAGCGCACGACUCAGGCAAGGAGGCCGACGGCGCUGGAGGAGCAGUGAGUGGCAACACACGCGAAAGCAAGAAGAACCAGAAGGAAAACUGUCUUCCUAUUGGAGGUGGGGGCAAGUCCCAGCCACAAAGUCAGGGUCAAGACCCGAUCGAGGCCCAGCUGUCUCUCAGCACAGACCUGCUCAAAUCCGACUCUGACAACAACAACAGCGACGACUGUGGGAACAUUUUGCCGUCGGACAUCAUGGAGUUUGUCUUAAACACGCCCUCCAUGUCGUCGUCCUCCGAGCUGCUGCUCACCGAGGGCUACGUUGGAGUAGAUGUCAGCAGGCGUAAAGACAUGCUGUUCAAUGAUUUCUCCCAGCCGCUGUCCAGCGCCGAAGGGGGAGCGGUCGGAGAGAGUAGUGUCAGUAGCUCCAUAUCUGUAGAAGAGCCAUAUCUCCCCCUGGAGCUGCCCUCUGACCUCUCUCUCCUGACCACUCGCAGCCCGACCGUCAGCACAAGUCAGAACCACUCGACUGGGAGUCUCAUCUCAAAUACCUCAGACCGCUCUAUUCUAGGCCUGAACUCUGACCCCGAGAACAUCGCUGGAGAGAAGAGCGGCAACAAGAAAAGAUCUGGUCCAGGUGUGUCUCCAUCAGAGAGCCAGCAUGGCGGUCCAGCUUUGGGCAACAGGGACACGGACGGUCACAUGACCCCUGAGCAGUUCAUUCCCAGCCCCGCCAUCGGUCAAGGGGUUGAACCUCCAGCUAAUCAGGAUGUGCCCCGGAGUACUGCCACUCCCGUUUUGCCGAGUUCUCCCUCAAUGCCUCUUCAGAGUCAGAAGUUCCACCCAGCAUCAGCAGCAGCCGCGGGAAGCCCCAGUCCAGUGCCUGGCCCCGGACCUUCUCAGGCUCAGGUGUCCAGCCCGCCGGUCAUCAAACCAGCCCCUGACAAGCUCAUCGUGGUCAAUCAGCAGUUCCAGCCUCUGUAUGUCCUUCAGACGGUCCCUAACGGUGUCACCCAAAAAAUAAGCGCCACAGGAGUGAUGGACACUUCCUCUCCUGCGGUGCUGAGCCCCAUGACACUUACCACGGGUCUGAAUGCUGGUUUAUCCCCAGCCCAGCAAAUAUUUCCUGCCAGCGGGAAAGUGCUCGGCACUAUACCUCACCCGUCUCAGAUCCACACCUUCACAGGAGCCACGCAGGCAAGCUUCCAGACAGGAAUCCCCAGCACCACCUCCGGCCUUCUCAUUGGCCUGCCCUCUCAGCCCCACGACCAAUCCCAGAUUCUGGUGUCAGAAGCUGGCAGACCACGCGAGUUGGGUCCCAGUGUUGCCAUAGUUUCCAGUCCCUCUUCCCUGACAUCUUCCCCAGCUGUGCUGGCCUCAGCUCACGGAAAGAAAAGGCCGAUCUCCCGUCUGCCGAGGAAAAGCAAAAAGUUGGCUCGCUCCCGCAGCCAGCCCACUCUGGCUCCUUCAGACGCUGCCCCCCCCAACAUGACGCUCAUCAACCUGUCCUCCCAACAAAUUACCGCGAGCAUCCCAGGUCAACCGGGUGGCCUGGUUGAGUUGAGCUCCCUCUCCGCUUCACAGCGCAAAGUCCCCAAUAUUAUCAAGAGGCCCAAAUCCGCUGGGGUUAUGUACCUGGAUCCCACUUCCCUCCUACAGCAGAGGAUUCCUGUUUCCACACAGUCGGGAAUCUUGGGUCACGACUCGGCUCAUCUCUUACCUUGCACUGUCUCUGGCCUGAACCCCAGUCAGUCCGUGUUGAACGUUGUGUCUGUCCCCCCUAGUGGAUCCGCAGGCCUUCUUGGACCCGGAACAAUGUCCCUCACCACUCCUGUCCUCAGCUCGGCUGAGAUCACCGGCUCCAUCAGCAGCCUCCUUUUCAAAGCUGCUCCGCAUGGUUUGGGCCUGUCGGAUCAGCAAGUGGUUCUCCAGUCAGCGGGAGGCGCUCCUCUGAUGUCACAGCUCGGCUCCUCCGUUCAGACAUCCAUAGCCAGCAGCAUCUGUGUCCUUCCUACUCAACAGACCAUCAGCAUGGCGGUUAACCAGCAAGCGGAGACGGAGGGCAAUAAUGUCCACUUGCAGCAUCAGCCCCAGCCUGUCGGGACACCUCAGAACGUGGACCCCAGUCCAAACUCUGCUCUAUCGUCCAGCCUGUCCACCUCUCUAGGUCCUGCCAAGGGACGCGUUCUUGGAAAGUUCAAGCAAACACACGCCCCUCCACAUUCCCAGAGCAGUAGAACCAUGCCAAUUCCCCGAUCAGCAGAGCAGAGAGCAGUUAACUCCACCGCAGCAGCGUCAGGGACACUUUCGGGAACAGAGAAAAGCAAACAGAAGGCGAAGAGGAGCAGGCAGAGUCCAGACGUGAGCAGCGGUAAAAAGCUCAAAGCCUCCCAGGCAGAGGACCAUCGCAGCAGCUCUGCUGGGCAGCUCCCGCCUUCAAAUCCAAGCUCCAGGGAGCUGAGCUCUCCUGAGCCUAUGGAUACGGGCAAGCCUCCAGACAAAGUGACCAAUAAGGGUGUCCUUGGCAAAAAGAAGACCAUGGAAGGACACGUUCUGCCAGGGAGAGUAGUGGGAAAAGACAAAUUACCUGCAGCUGGAGGUGCAGGGGCGCUUUCCUUGGAUUCACCACCCAACCAGGAUGGCAACAGCAGGGAGUCUGGCUCGGAUAGCAAACCCAAAAAGGGCAUCAUCUUUGAAAUCUGCAGUGAGGAUGGCUUCCACAUCCGCUGUGAGAGUAUUGAAGAGGCCUGGAAGUCCCUGACUGAUAAAGUGAAAGAAGCUCGCUCCAACGCACAACUCAAAGAGCUCUCUUUUGAAGGUGUGAACGGCCUGCGGAUGUUGGGAGUCGUCCACGAAGCCGUGGUCUUCCUGCUGGAACAGCUGUACGGGUCCAGGCACUGCCGUAGCUACCGUUUCCGCUUUCACAAACCCGAAGAAUCGGACGAACCACCGCUAAACCCCCACGGAUCGGCCCGUGCAGAAAUCCACCACAGGAGGUCCGUGUUCGACGUCUUCAACUUCCUGGCAUCAAAACAUCGUCAGCCACCUGAAUACCAGCCCCAGGAAGACGAGGAGGAGGAAGGGCAGCUCAGGUCUGCGAGGCGCGCCUCCAUGGAGCUGCCACUCACUGCGAGGUUCAAACAGCUGAAAGCCACCUCGAAGGAGACGGUCGGGGUUUACAGGUCUCCUAUUCAUGGCCGGGGUCUAUUCUGCAAGAAAACCAUUGAAAAUGGGGAGAUGGUCAUCGAAUACUCUGGAACUGUCAUUCGGUCCGUGCUCACUGACAAGCGGGAGAAGUACUACGAUGGAAAGGGGAUUGGCUGUUACAUGUUUCGCAUCGAUGACUACGAGGUGGUCGACGCCACCGUGCACGGCAACGCCGCUCGCUUCAUAAACCACUCCUGCGAGCCCAACUGCUUCUCUCGGGUCAUCACUGUGGACGGCCAGAAGCACAUCGUCAUCUUCGCCUCUCGCCGCAUCUACUGUGGAGAGGAGCUCACGUACGACUACAAGUUCCCCAUCGAGGACGCCAGCAACAAGCUGCCCUGCAACUGCGGUGCGAAGAGGUGUCGCAAGUUCCUCAACUAA